This is a messenger RNA of Acanthochromis polyacanthus (spiny chromis), 4697 nucleotides long. Its product is annotated as immunoglobulin-like and fibronectin type III domain-containing protein 1. Gene Ontology annotation, molecular function: protein binding. The coding region runs from base 211 to 4530 and encodes 1439 amino acids. The transcript is spliced from 25 exons. Lineage: Eukaryota; Metazoa; Chordata; Actinopteri; Pomacentridae. The record is from RefSeq and is a predicted model, not a curated record.
CCACCCCACUACCCCCUCAAUAAUAACCCACCCGCUCUGAGCAUCCAUCUGCCUCUCUCUGAGGAGAAGCUUCUCUUUGACAGCCGCUUGCAAGCAGCAAACGUGUUUUCCCAAAGGAUUUAGCAUCCGGUAAAACCAGGAGGCAGCGAGUUUAGAGCACAUCUACAAACCAGUCGACAGGUUGCCCUUUUGAAAAUCAACUCCCCCAACAUGUGGAAACGAGAGAAGAGCACGGGUUCGGCUGCCAGACCAACUGCUCUCAAGAGAAGAUCUAAGACCCCUGGGGUAAUGAUCACACAGUAUGAAAUGAAUCUGCCUGAGGGAAAAAGCACCCCAGAUUUCAUAUCUAAACCAACCCCAUUAACCAUCGACGAAGGGAAAUUAGCUGUUUUCAAGGUCAUGGUGAAAGGAGACCCAAAACCGGAGGUGUCAUGGAAAAGAGCAAAGGGAAAUAUUUUAGACAAGAAGAAAUUUACUAGUAAAUAUGAUGAAUCAACUGGGGAGUAUAUAUUAGAGAUUCACAAAGUGACCGGUGCAGAGACAGACACAUACAAAUGCCAAGCGGUGAACGAAUACGGCAAAGCUGUCUGGACCACAACGCUGACUGUAAACGAGGCUUCGACAAAUCCAGCAGAUUUCAGAAAACUGCUGAGGAAGAGCAAAGUGGAGAGAGCAGAUGGGGAAAGUGAUGAAAAGUUCUGGGAUGCGAUGCUGAAUGCUGACAGAAAGGACUACGAGCGCAUCUGUUCUGAGUUCGGUGUUACAGACUUGCACUCGAUUCUCAAGAAACUUGAAGAGAAGAAGAAGGAGAGAGCACAAAAUAAGUGCAAGGAUGGUGUAAUUCCUUAUGAUGACGAUGAAAUACUGAAAAACGAUCCUAGGAGCACUGGGAGGACAAAGCAUUUCAGCGCUAACAGCCUGAUGCAAAAUGGCACAGGCUUGUACGAAGGGGAUGUUGAAGAGAUCAACCUCCGUAAUGCAGGGCUGAAUCAAACGGGUGCUGAAGAAUUCAACAUUCUCUCUGAAGAGUACAAACUUUCCAAUGUGGAUUUUGUUAUCAAAAUCCAGGAGACUACAGCAAAAGAAAGAGAGGAUGCUCUGUUUGAAUGUGUUCUGACUCAUCCACUACCUAAGAUCACGUGGAUGGGAAAAGGCAGCAACCUGGAGGAUGGAGAAAAAUACAGUAUAACUGUGUCAGACCACAAGUUAAUUCACAGGCUGCUGAUCAGGGACUGCCAGCAGCUGGACAAAGGCAUUUAUUCAGCUGUGGCUGGAAUUGCAACCUGCAGCGCCUGGCUGGUUGUGGAAGCUGAGAGUAACCUUGCCGGUAAGAAGAUAGCUCGUAAAACUACGUUGGCAGGUGGAGCACGGAUUGACCUUGAGAAAGUGGCCAAAGAGCAACAAAUAAAAUAUCGACAGGAGAUGGAGAAGAUUUUAGCAUCUGUAAAAGCAAAGCACGAUGGAGGACAACCGAAAGAAAAAAUGGCACUAACCACUGGUGGAGGAGACGGUAAAAAAUCCGAAAUCAGUGAACCGGAUAAAAAUGCUGGAGGAAAAAAAGGCAAAUCUGACACUGCAAAAGCCAGUGCUCAGAGAAAAGGGAAAACAAAGACCAAAAACUCAAAAGGAGAUGGCACAGCAUCCAAAUUAGACGUUUCAGGGUGUGUAACAAAAGAUGUGCAACUGAGAGUAGAUGACCCCAACAACAAGAAACACACCAAAUCUGGUCGAGUGGAUUUUGACAAGGUAACAGAGUCCAGUGAAGAAUAUGAUGAUACAGAUGAGCCUGAAAUGUCUGCCGUUAGUCAAGAUGAAACGGUUAAAUCCAAUGGAAAUAAAAGCUCUGCUGGGUCUGUCAAGCACCGGAAGAAAACAAAGAAGGUCCACUGGAAAGAACAAACAUCUGAUCCAAAUGAACUAGGAAGUGAUAGUGAACCAAGUGAAAGUGACGAGGAUGAGGACUCUACUGGACAGGUCAAGCAUAUAAAACGGUCCAAACAGCGGCGGAAGUCAAAGGAUGCAGUCGGUGGGAAAAGUAAAGGUCCUAAAGACAACUGCACAUGUGACGAGACUGAGGAUGUCACCGACUCUUCCAGACAUACGAAGCGUAAAAGACAAGGACCACUGAUAGAAGACUUGGUGAUCGACCCGGGUGUACAGUUCAUCUGGGGUUUGUCUGAUGUCAAUGCCAUCAUCAAUGAGACGGCUGAGUUAACAUGCAAGCUCAGCAGUGAAGACUGCGAGGGAGUCUGGUUCAGAGACAACAAAAAGAUAUCCCCAGAUGACUAUUUCUCGAUCACUAAAGAUGGUCCGAUCCAUAAAUUAGUCAUAAUCAAGUGCCAGGAUGAGCACUCUGGGAAAUAUCGUUUUGAGGCAGACGGUCGUAAAACAGAGGCGAUGAUCAACGUUAAAGAUCCCCCCAGGUUUGACCCUGAAGAUCUCAAUGAUUUCACUGAGCCUGUGAUAAUUAAAGUGGGGCACAACGCCAUCUUCAAACUGCAUUUUGUCGGCUUCAAACCCAUAAAAAUCAAAUGGUACAGAGAAGGAGAGGAGCUCCAUGAGGAUACCAAUACAAAAAUAGAAAACUCUGAGAGUCACACCCGCCUGCUGCUGAGCAGGUGUCAGAGGAAGGACACAGGAGAGAUCAAGAUAAAGCUCAAGAACGAACAUGGCUUCACUGAGGCUGUAUCGCAGCUCAUUGUGCUCGACAAACCGACUUCCCCCCUGGGUCCUGCAGAGGUAACUGAGAGCUCAGCUGCAGGUAUUGAGUUUAAGUGGCGGCCUCCAAAGGAUGACGGUGGCUCACCAGUCAUUAACUAUAUAAUGGAGCGACAGCAGGUGGGACGAAACACUUGGAAGAAACUCGGGGAAAUCCCAGGCGUGCCGUGCUACCGUGACACAGACGUGGACCGUGGACGGAAAUAUUGUUACCGCAUCCGAGCAGUGACAGCAGAGGGAACGAGUGAAGUGAUGGAGACUGAUGAAAUGCAGGCUGGAACACUUGCUUUUCCAGGCCCUCCAGCACCUCCGAAGGUGGCCAGUGCCUUUGAUGACUGCAUAAACCUUUCAUGGGCUGCACCGAGUAACACCGGCGGUUCCCGUAUUCUGGGCUAUAUUUUGGAGAAACGCAAGAAGGGGAGUAACCUCUGGACUGUUGUCAAUGCCAUGGAUGAGCUAAUAAAAGAGAAGAAGUAUGCCGUGAAGGAUGUUGUGGAAGGCAUGGAAUAUGAAUUCAGAGUUACUGCAAUAAACCUCUCAGGACCUGGUGAAUCUAGCAAUCCUUCAGAGUUUGUUUUUGCAAGAGAUCCUAAAAAGCCUCCUGGUAAAGUUACAGGCCUGAAGGUUACAGAAACUUCUUACACUCACUUUGUCCUGACUUGGACCAAACCCGAGGAGAAACCAGGGAUACAGGAUGAAGCGAGAGGAUACUUUGUUGAAAUUCGGCAGGCGGAUUGCCUUGAAUGGUCCCGCUGUAACAGCACCCCCAUCAUCAUGACUUCCUACAGUGUGAAAGGCCUUAAGUCCAUGGACAUGUACUGGACAAGAGUGAUUGCAACUAAUGAUGGAGGGGAGAGUGUCCCUGAGGAGAUGUCCAACUAUGUCCUCGCAAUGCCCUCACCUGUGAGGCCAAAAUUCACCAGCAACAAGAUGAAGACUUUCAUAGUGGUGAGGGCUGGAAACUCUGUCAGGAUCACAGUAAACUUCGAGGCCUCGCCUCGGCCAGAUAUCAUGUGGCUGAAGGACAACGUGCCGGUGACAAAGCGGGUUACAAUCAGUAACUCCGAUGACUCUUCCCAGCUGCUGAUUCCUUCUUCAGAGCGUUCUGAUUCAGGAAUCUACUCCAUUCUGGUGAAAAAUCUUGUUGGACAGGAGACAUUUAGUACAGAAGUCAGGGUCACAGAUGAUCCAAAGCCUCCUGGACCGGUAGAACUGGAGGAGAACGUGCCGGAAACUGUGACAGUGAUCUGGCAACCUUCUCCUGAUGAGAAGCGUGACGACCGUCUCCACUACACAGUGUCCAAACUGGACUCGACUAAACGUACAUGGUCCACAGUGGCUGACAGACUCUUCAAUAACAAGUUUACAGUGUGCAACAUAAUACACGGGAGGGAAUACCAUUUCAGAGUCUAUGCCAAAAAUGACAUGGGCAUAUCUGCACCUUCGGAGUCACCGACCUGGGGGAUGGAGAAGAAAAAAACAAAGUUUGCGAUAAAUCUACCGACCAGGAGGGACUGUGAUUUGCGAUGUGCUCCAAGCUUUAUUGUGCCGUUGAAGCUUCACAGCGCACCCAAAGGUUACGAAUGCCACAUGAGCUGUGCGGUGAAGGGAAACCCAGCACCUCGCAUCACAUGGUACCGAAAUCACGUCAGUCUAAACACGAAUACCAAUUAUUACAUCUCCAACACCUGUGGAGUUUGCUCCUUGUUGAUCCUCCGUGUGGGGCCCAAAGACAUGGGAGAGUACACAAUCACCGCAGAGAACAGCUUAGGACGAGCUCAAUGCUCCACCGUCCUCAGUGUCCAAGAGUGAAGAAACACAGAGUGCCUCCCUAUUUUACGAGCAAUGUUUAUUUUAAAGAUGAGCUUUCUAAUAAAGGAUGAUUGAAGUGACUGUGCUGCUUGCAACCUGCUGCACUGUGCUUUUAUUGGACUGCUACUGAUAUUAAAAUAAAUCAAGUUCACUAUUAAAACACUGCA